UGGUUUAUGACUGUAUUUUUUUUCCUGUAUAUAUGAAAAGUUCAUGAAAGAUUUUCCAUAUUGAAACACAUUAUUCUUGUCAACCCAAGUCUGUGUUCUCAAAUCACAGUCACACAUAUUUGGUUCAAGAAUAAACUGUCUUAAUUCCCUUUGAGAUGAGAACUGUGUUUUGUAUGUUACCCCACUUCAUGGAUAGCCCAGGGGCAUCCCCUAAGAAAAAAGAAACCUGAGAUUUGGAGAGUGUGAAUCCGUGGAAAGGAGAUGGCCUGUUUCUAUGGUGCUGAGUUACUCUGUGGGAAGCCUGGCCUCAAGCCCAGAGGGGAGAGUAAGAACCUUGGUGUGCAGCUUAGCUUGCCCACUCCUGUGGUAUAAAUACCCCCACCAUGGCCCAACUCAAGCUGUCCCAUGAUACUACUGAAUAGAGUUGGGAAGAGACACACACUCUGGGUCUGAUGGGCUAGAAAAUCCAGCUGCAGCAUAUGGUGUAUUCACUAGGGAGAAAAGAGCCAGAUUCAUCCAUGGGGAUGAAAUGAGCUGCUGGAUGACCAUGACACUCACCCACUCCUCCCUUAGAAUCACUGGCGUUUCUUUCUGAAGAUUUUGAGCCACCUGCAGCUAAGAAAAACUAGUGGAGUGAAAGGGGAGGAGUGGAGAAGUCUUAUAUUCCAUCUCAGGGAGAAAGCAUCCAGGAUUGUGGCAAGCGUGGUGUCUGAGAAAUAACAGACUCAACAUGGUGGCAAUGACUGCGGGUCUUAGAACAGCCUGAGGGAAUGUGGGUUUCUUGGUCAUCAGGGCCCUGAGAGGAGAGGUGACUGGGUAGGCAGUGUGAAGUGAUUGGGACUCUGUUCCCACUAUGUUCUCUCUGAAUUUGUCUGUCUAGAACCCCACUGCCUUAUCUAUGUUUUCUGGGCGGUACUGUUCAGGUUUUUUUUAAGGCAUUGUUUUAUGUAUUCCAGGCUGGACUCAAAUUGGCCAUGAACCAAGGAUGACCUUGAAUUUCUGAUCUCCUCCUCUGCCUCCCAAGCGCUGGGAUUGCAGGUAUGUGCUUACCGUGCUACUGUUUUGUAUUCCUGUUUGCUCUGACACUUGUGGUCUUACUGCCUAGGAGUGACUGUCCAUCCCAAAUCUAUCCUCAGUGACAGCAAGGAACUUCCCUAGCACUCCUUUUCUGUGCAAACUAACCUGUACAGAGAUAGUUUAUCUCUGACCCCUACGAAAAUCCACACAGAACUGUCCACCAUGUAAAAAGAGGCACCCUCUUCCCAUUGUGUGCCCACUAGCCCCCAAAGCCCAUCAACAUUACUGAAACUGAUGACUUUAUGCAGUCCACCAUCCAGCUUACCUUCCUACAGAGGCCCCUCUCACGGCUCUGGCCACAGAUUUUCGUAUUUGCUUUUGACUUAAGGACUUUCUAACUAAGAAGUUAGCUGGCCUGAUGAGGACUCAUGCAGGUGUCAUCUGAGAGGAAUGUGGUUUCCUGGGUAUCACAGCCCAGGAGUCUGCCACAGUUUCUGGAUAGGCCUGGACCAUGGUUUGGGUUAGUAAAGAACUGAGGUUAGCAGCUUAUCUUCCUCUGAAGGCCCAUAGUUCUGGUAUAUGUGCAUGCUAGUGUGUUUGUAUAGGGUGCCUGAUUAUAAUCAUUCUAAAGCUCAGGACAGCUGAUCCUUAGGGACUUGGGAACAGAAAGCAGGCAGACAUGUAAGACAAGUGGGAUUAACAGAGGCAGAAAGUCAGGUGGUGGUGGUGCAUGCCUUUAAUACCAGCAAUCAGGAGGCAGAAGCAGGCAGCUCUCUGUGAGUUCAAGGCCAGCCUGGUCUACAGAGUGAGUUACAGGACAGCCAGGAUUGUUACACAGAGAAACCCUGUCUCAAAAAACAAACAAAACAAAACAAAAUUUCCUCACAGAGGCAGAAUUGUUUGAGCUAGGGGUUUCAUUGACUUCACCAUUGGCCCUAAGCAUACCCCCGCCACUCUCCAUUUUCUUGUAAGGCCUCUUUACAUGAGAGCAUUUUGUUAAAUGCACUCCCACACAUGCACUGCUCCCUGUGCAUUGUGUUCCUGCCGCUUAGCUUGUCACAGGUCUCCUCCCUGGUGUUGAAACUGAGGCAAAAUAAAAUGAGGUGUGAACAUACUAGGGGAGGGGAUGUUGAAGCCCACAGGCCUCCGGACCACACCAGGCAGCUCACCUUGCUAGUCUGAAAGGUAAGAGGUGGAAGGCCCCUCCCUAUACUGUCCGUCUCACCCAGGAAAGAGGCUGGUCUUGAGGGGAUCCCUUUCCCUUGUCCUUCUCUCUCCCUACACUGAUCUGAAGGUGGAAAUGCACUGUUGUCCGUGGCACCAUCUGCUUUGGGAAGGAGCCAGAAAGUUGCUAAAUGGUUGCUGCUGCUGCUGCUGCUGCUGCUGCUGCUGCAAGACAGCCUGUCUGCCCUAGAAGCCCAUUCUGAUUGUCUACUGUAUGGGAAGUAGCUGGCAUGAUGAAACCCUAAUUGGAAGAGAAUCCUGUGACCUCCAAAACAAUGAGCUUAUUUCUCAGGUGCUUGGAACAGCUGGCAAGGAAAGUGCUUGUGGCUGCUCUGGGAAGCAGGAGCCAGUGGAGGAAAGAAGAGGGCACCAGAUCCUUUGGAGCUGGAGUUACAGGAAGCUGUGACCUACUCUUGGGUUCUGGGAACCAAAUUUGGGUCCUUUGCAAGACAAUGGCUGUCAUACUCCUUUGGGAUGUUAUCUUCAAAGUGACCAAUGACCAGUCUUUCUCACAUGUCAUCCCUGUGAUGCCAACUCUACUGUCACCCUCUUUCCUGUUAAGGACCCUUGAUCUUCCCUCUUGAAGAAUGGCGGCAGCUUAUCAGAGGCUGAGUUUUUAUGCCUCUUCUCUGAAAAGGCAGCUCAUUUGUGGGCCACCUGUCAUCCAAUGGGAAAGAAGAAUAAUUCCAGGGUGUGCCAGAAGUAUUUACAGUGCUACAGGGAAGUGGACGAAGGAGUACACACUGCAGACAAGAAAGGAUGUUGAGAAAUGGUGGCAUCAACAGAUAAAAGAGCAGGCGUCCAGAAUUUCAGAAGAAGACAAAUCAAAGCCCAAAUUCUACGUGCUCUCCAUGUUCCCAUACCCUUCUGGCAAGCUGCACAUGGGCCAUGUACGAGUCUACACCCUCAGUGACACCAUUGCACGGUUCCAGAAAAUGAGAGGCAUGCAGGUUAUCAACCCCAUGGGGUGGGAUGCAUUUGGAUUACCUGCCGAAAAUGCUGCCAUCGAGAGGAAUUUGCACCCAGAAAGCUGGACUCAAAGCAAUAUUAAAUACAUGAAGAAACAGCUUGACCGCCUCGGCCUGUGCUUCAGCUGGGACAGGGAAAUCACUACCUGUUUGCCAGAUUACUACAAAUGGACUCAAUACCUGUUUAUCAAACUCUACGAAGCUGGUCUGGCCUAUCAAAGGGAGGCUUUGGUUAACUGGGAUCCAGUGGAUCAAACAGUGCUGGCCAAUGAGCAAGUGAAUGAAUAUGGCUGUUCAUGGCGUUCUGGAGCCAAGGUGGAGAAGAAAUACCUCCGACAGUGGUUCAUUAAGACAACUGCAUAUGCAAAGGCCAUGCAGGACGCGUUGGCAGACCUCCCAGAGUGGUACGGAAUAAAAGGCAUGCAGGCCCACUGGAUUGGAGACUGUGUAGGCUGCCACCUGGACUUCACAUUAAAGGUUGAUGGACAAGACACAGGAGAGAAACUGACAGCAUACACAGCCACCCCUGAGGCCAUUUAUGGCAUUUCUCAUGUGGCCAUUUCUCCUAACCACAGGCUUCUACAUGGCUGCAGUUCUCUGAAGAGCGCCUUGCAGAAGGCAGUAGUCUCUGGCAGAGACUGCCUCACACCAGUGGUGGCUGUGAACAUCCUCACCCUGCAGGAGGUCCCCAUCGUUAUCACGGCCAAGGAUGACUUAGAAGGUUCUCUAGAUUCAAAAAUAGGAAUCCCCAGCACCAGCUCAGAAGACACCAGGAUAGCCCAAACCCUGGGCCUGCCCUACUCCAAUGUCAUUGAAAUUUCAUCAGAUGGCACAGAGAGACUGAGCAGAUCUGCUGAGUUCACAGGUAUGACCCGGCAGGAUGCCUUUCUAGUCCUGACUGAGAAAGCCCGUAGGAUGAGAGUGGGUGGAGACGUGACGAGUGAUAAACUGAAAGACUGGCUGAUCUCCAGGCAGCGCUACUGGGGCACACCGAUCCCCAUGGUCCACUGCGCAGCCUGUGGCCCAGUGCCUGUGCCGCUGGAAGACUUGCCUGUGACUUUGCCCAGCAUCACAUCUUUCACUGGCAGAGGAGGCUCCCCACUGGCCUCAGCUUUGGAGUGGGUGAACUGUCCCUGCCCAAGGUGCAAGAGAUCAGCUAGGAGAGAGACGGAUACCAUGGACACCUUUGUGGACUCUGCGUGGUACUACUUCAGAUACACUGACCCUCACAACACUCAUAGUCCUUUCAGCCCAGCACUGGCAGACUUCUGGAUGCCUGUGGAUUUGUACAUCGGAGGAAAAGAGCAUGCUGUCAUGCACUUGUUCUAUGCAAGAUUUUUUAGUCAUUUUUGCCAUGAUCAAAAGAUGGUAAAGCACAGGGAGCCUUUCCAUAAACUGCUAGCCCAAGGCCUCAUCAAGGGACAGACAUUCCGCCUUCCAUCUGGACUGUGUCUGCAGAGGGAGGAUAUAGACUUCACAGGUCCUGCUCCUGUUUGUGCAAAAACAAAAGAGAAGUUAGAGGUGACAUGGGAGAAGAUGAGCAAGUCCAAACACAAUGGGGUGGACCCUGAAGAGAUUGUGGCACAGUAUGGGAUUGACACAAUCCGGCUCUACAUCCUCUUUGCAGCCCCUCCUGAGAAGGACAUCUUGUGGGAUGUAAAGACUGAUGCACUUCCUGGAGUGCUGAGAUGGCAACAGCGGCUGUGGUCCCUGACAACACGAUUCAUCGAGGCAAGGACUUCCGGGUCAGUCCCCCAACCUCAGUUAUUGAACAACAAGGAGAAAACCAAAGCCCAAAGCCUCUGGGAGUACAAAAACUCAGUCAUAACUCAGGUAACCACCCAUUUCACAGAGGACUUUGCUCUGAAUUCUGCAGUUUCUCAGCUGAUGGGACUCAGCAGUGCCCUCUUGCAAGCCUCUCAGAGAGUGGUUCUCCACAGCCCUGAGUUUGAGGAUGCUCUGUGUGCCCUGCUGGUGAUGGCUGCGCCCAUGGCUCCUCACAUAACCUCAGAACUCUGGGCAGGCCUGGCGCUAGUACCAAGCAAGCUCUGUGACCGUUAUGCCUGGGAUACUGGUGUGCUGCUUCAGGCCUGGCCCACUGUGGACUCACAGUUCCUUCAGCCGCCGGAUAUGGUGCAGAUGGCCGUUCUGAUCAACAACAAGGCCUAUGGCAAGAUCUCUGUGCCCCAGCAAGUUGCUCUGGACCAGGACAAAGUAUAUGAACUUGUUCUCAAGAGUGAGCUGGGCAUCAGGCUACUACAGGGGAGAAGCAUCAAGAAGGCCUUCCUCUCCCCCAGGACUGCCCUCAUCAAUUUCCUGGUGCAGGAGUGACCAGGGCUGCAAGGACCCUCCUUUUCUGCCCAGAUCAAGGAAAGGAAUGUUAGCUUAAGAAAAGAGAAAAGAUAAACAUCAGGGGCAUUGGCCUCUGUGCCAGGACAGACUGGAGUCAGCAGGGGCCUGUGUCCUGAGGCCUGAACUUGGAUGAGAAUGGAUGUGAACAAAGAGGAACAAGGGGAGAAAAUUCAUUUCGUUAUCCCAUGACCCUCCACUCCCACUCAGGGUGUGAAGCUACCAGAGAUGCUGCUGGGAGGGGGCAAGGAGAAAAGCAAGGCUGGCAGGCAGCCGGGAGCUUUUGCACCUACCUCAGGUACUGUCAAGUACCUCUCAAGAAGUCAUGUAGACUAGAUGAGCCAUUUAAGAGCCUCACAAAGGUCAGGUGUACAGAUGGUGCUGGCUGGGCUUUUGACUGACAGGAUAGUAAAACCCCUUCAAUAUAUGCUCAGUGUCUCACUUGUAGAACUGGACAUGGACACUGGCACCUCUGCAAAUUGUUCUGCGUAUGUCUCCAGCACCUUUCAACUGUGUCACACAGGUCUCUUCCGCUCCAGCUGGAUGGCCUGUUCUGAGAUUGAUGUACGUGCUCUGGGAUAGGACUCCACUUCAGAGCCUGAACAAAAGGACUGUGUCAUUGCCUUUGUUUCAGUGUGUAGAGUGUGCUCUGUGGUGAGUGAAACUGUUCUGAACCCCACCAGAGCCCCAUCACAGACCAGCAGGGGUUUGAACCCCAGAUGGCUCACAUGGGCCUCAGAUAAUGAUACCACUUGUCAGCAGUUUGGCCCCAAGAGUGUCACCAGCAAAAGCAAAGUUCCUCAGAGAGGAGUAGAAUUGUUGCUUCCUGGGUGUUAACCUAAUGUGUCCAAGCUGCUAUGAUUUAGCUGGAGACAGCCAGGAGUGGAGCCAGCUCACCAGUAAAUUAGACAAAGCUGAUUUUAUGAGAGUCAUUAAUAAAGUGCUCUUACAGACAUGGCCUGAGCAACGGCUUAAUACUUAGUUGUGGGGAGGAGAGAAGAACCUAGCCAUGUUAGGAUGCUGAAGCUCUGUAUCUGUAAUCUGAUGUCACCCAGAGGUGGCUGUCAUUGUUUCCUACCAGUCAGAUGCCUUUUAGUGUCAUAAACGUAUAUUACUUUGAGACAUAUCUGUGAUCUUGGAACAGCCCUAUAUUCCAGUUCUAAGAGUUAAUUGGGAGCAGACCAAUGUCCUUCACCAUCACAGGCUCUGGCUCUGUGCCACUUCCCUGGAAUACCUAUGGUCUGUCACCUUGAACCCACACUCCAUACAGAUGUUCUCAUCCGGGCCCAUGAGCAAUAGAGGCUCAUGCACAGGGUCUUGAGCUUGAUACUGUGCCUGGUCUCCACACCUAGAAAUUAUAGUUUAAUUGUAGCCAUCAUAAAGGAUUUUAAAAUGUUUAUAAGUGAGGCUGCUGAGGGUAUAGUUCAGUGGCAGAGUGUGAGCCUAACAUGGCAAUGUCCUAUGUUUCAUCCCCAACACAAAAAAGCAAAGCAACUCUAUCAAAGAAACUAUGUGGUAGCACACUUGUAAUCCCAGCAUAUGAGAGACAUGAGGAUCAUGGGUUUAAAGCUAUCCUUGGCUUCAUUAGACUCUGUCUCAAAGAAAAACUACCAGUGAUCCUAAUAGACAGCAAAGUCUGCAAACACUGGAUUAAUGAAUGUUUCUGAACCAUUAAUUUCUGCCCAGUCCUUUCUCCUUCAUUUUCAACUUACCUGGGAUGAGUUUGGCCCAGUACCAUGAGGAAGUAGAGUUGGGAGAGAUUGGGGCCAGAAGGGAAGGCAGACUUCUGGAGAGGUGUUUUAAGAGAAUCCCCAAGCUGAUACAGGUGAUGGUCCCAUGACAAACAGGAGCACGUGAAGGUAGGGUGAGGGCUUGUGGCUGUUUUGUGUUCUCCAGGAAUGAGAUCGGUGACCUUGAUGAACUAAGGGUAAGAUGUCCUUUGUUGGGCGUUAUCUGCCCCAAGCAGUCGACUAGUAAAUUCUGUAGGCUGCUGGGCUGACACACUGGGCGUUGGAAAACAUUCUCUCCAAGAAGAUGAAACUUGGAAACAUGAGCUCAUUGGUACUUCCUAGGAGACAGUAGAUAUGAUGGAACAAUUGGACAGAAAAUUGCUCCCUGUGUGUGAGUGCAUGGGGUGGGGUGUGAUCUUAGUCAGAAACUAAUUAUCUCAGUUUCCACAAAACCCUGGAGGGUAGGAAUUAUUCUUCACAAAUAUGAAACAAAACAAAGCAAAAAAAAAAAAAAAAAACAACCCACAACAGGCUCAGAGGCUCAGUAAUUUGCCUAGUUUUCAAAGCCAAUAUGUAGAAGUGGCAGGGUGUAAACUCACAUCUGGCUUCUCUUAAUGCUGUCCUACUGUGUCACCGGGCCUUCACCUAAAUGCCCAUCUCGAUUGAAGUGUGGCAUGAUGAAGUGUCAGCCUUCUCAAAAGUCCGGGAAGUUACAGCAGUGGUGCCUGCUCCACUGGAGCAGACGGUUGGUUGGUGAGAGGCCAAGAGCCUGGCCUAGGUCCUGUAGGGCUAGGAUAAAGGUUGCUAACUCCUGGGAGAUUAAGGCUUCAAGUGGAUGAAGGUUAUUUCUUUUGGAGAAGUGGAUGAAGAGAAUUUGUGAGCAAGAAGAAUUGUGCCCUACAUGGAUCCUGCCAGAGUGCGCAUCUGCCAAAGAAAAUGAAAUUGGCUCCCAAGACCAAAACACUAACUGAGGUGGUACACUGCCCAUGAAGUCCUCACCCAGCCAGAAUACACUCCUUCAGAGAACAGGUCAGUACUAGUAUGAGCAUCUAGUCAGUGGAAGAGAAGGCAGCCAAAUAAAGACAGCUUUUUAAAUCGCGACAUGGAAAUUUUCUCAUAACUAAAAGCAAGACACCCUAAACAAUGUGAUCCUAACCAUUUGUUUUGUCAGGCUCACUCUACAGCCCAAGCUGUUUUGGAACUGACAGAUCUUCCUUCUUGCCUCAUCCUCCUGAGUACUGGGAUUCCAGACAUGCAUCACCAUAAUUUUAAAUUUUUAUUUAUGUGUAUGUGUGUGUGCCAACUUGUCUGUUUGUAUGCCAUAUGCCUGCAGGUAGCUGCAGAAUCCAGAAGAGGAGGUUGGAUCCCCUGGAACUAGAGUUACAGGAGGUUGUGAGCUACCCUGUGUGGGUGCUGGGAACUGAACCUGAGUCCACUGUAAGAGCAGCAAGUUCUUUUAAAUACUGAGCCAUCUCUCCAGCCCCACAAAUCAUUUGAUGAAGGCCUUUUCUUCUGUUUAUGAUUUUGUAUUUCCUUAUUUUUUUGGUCAUCAAGUAUUUAAAAAAUAGAUAUCAGUAUGUGUAAUAUCAGCCCAGUGUGGUGGUGUAUACCUAUAAUCCCAGCAUUGGGGAGCUUAGGCAGGAAGAUGGUGUGUCUGAAGCCUCCUGGGAUACUAAGUGAAUGAAGAAAAACAACAGUAUGAUGUUGUGAAAAUACACACAAAUCAGGAGCCUGGCCCCUUGUAUUACUUUUUCUUCUAAGUCAGGGUAUCCAGCUCUCUGGGAAUAUGGGUACAGUUAGGGAGUGUUUCUUCCUGUGUGUGGAACUGAAUCCAGAGAGUCACAGCAGAACUUGAAGUCAGCAUUGGCCUAGGUACUAGGUCUGAGUAGGGAGGAGUUUUCUCCCAGGCUAACCUUGGGGUCUUAUAGAAGGUGCUCCUGUUUCCCUAGUGAACAAGGCCCUUCUGACCAUCUGCUAGCAAUCAAGACUGUAGAUGAGAUCAGAAAAAGCCCUUAGCCUGUGCCAAGACCUACUCCCAUAGCUUGAGACAAUAUGGUGAGUUAUCUUGAACUCCACUCCACAAAUAUCCCAGUUACAGCACCUUUGGCAGAAGCCUGGUGCUACUUCAGGAGCAUGAGUGGAAGUGCUUCUCAGUGGAAAUCAGUCACACCCUGUAGCUCAUGAGAAGAUGGAGGGGAGGCCAGUGAGAAAGCAAGCAGAAAAGAGCUGCCUGCUUCGUGGGUGGCCAAAGGCUCAUAUCCAGGUUGAUGAAUUUGGAAAAUGGAAUCUGAGAUGACCAGCAGUGACCAAGGGGGAUUCCCCUGGAGUAUAGUGGGUGGGGAUGAUCCUGACAGGACAGCUGAGGGCAGGACAGGCCUGAGACAAAGGCCUCAGAUCCACAUCUGAGGCCAGUGACCUCCCAGAGUUGACCCUCACCCUCAUCUACACCCUUGGAGAAGGAAGGUAGUUACAGAAAUAAUGAUCACCCCUAAGGGAUGAGGCCAGGCCUGCUGGAACUCAACACCUAUGACUCACCUCCCUAACCCUCACAUCCUGAACCUGAAUUCCAGUUUUUGUUCAGCCUCUGGAAGAACUUAGCCAACAAGCACUUAGUGUCAAGGUGCUGUUUCUUCUGUUUAUGAUUUUGUAUUUCCUUAUUUUUGGGGCUGUGAACUCUGCUGACAGCAGCAGCAGUAAUUUCUGUCUGUUACUGUGUACUGUGUGCCAGGCUCUUUUUUUUUAAUCACAUAAGGGGCCUUGCUCAAUACCAUACAGAGAAGAGGGCAGAGCCAUGUUCCAGCUCUGCUCCAAUGCUUUAUUAGAGCCAGCCCUGCACCUGGAUUUCUCAAGGCAUGCCUGAUGUCUAGAUUCUGUCAUGUCCCCAAGCUACCCCAGGGCUUGUCGAGUGUAUGUUUCUCAACCUGUGACUGAGAAAGUUGGUCACUGUUGAUAAACAACCUAGCCGAGCACACAUGAACCUGAGACUCACAGUCUGAGAAGUCUUUACCCCUGGCAGACUGAGUGAGUUUCCCCUGGGCACUGUUGCUAGGACUCAGACAUCAGGAAGUCACCCUUGGCUGCACAUGCUACUGAGAAAAGUCUGUGAAAAGGGGAAUUGGAAAAGUUGGAUGGGGCUUGCUAGCAGUGCUUCUAGAAAUUUCCCUAGGACAUCCUUUCCACAGACACUGAAGAGUGUAUCUGGGAUUCCUAAAGCAUGGCCUGCCUCAGAAUCAGGAGACUGGGUCCUAAGAGAGGGAUCCCCUUCCACGGGCAUAUUGAGAAGGGUGUGUCGGGGUGAGAAGUGUUGGUGGCACUGCACUGGAAAGAGGCAGGCUACACUGGGGGAUGCCACUCCUCAAGGGUAAAGGCAAGUCCUUUCCACUAGAAAAGGACAGAGGGAUUUUGUCAAGUGGCAUUGGGCAGAACUUCCCACCAUAGUAAAGGUCACAAACAGGCUGAGCUGAGCACUGGGAGCAUAAGUAUCACCCUGUGUCCCCAUCAUUAGUGAUCAAAUUAGUUGUCAGUAAAUAUUGUUUCCAGGAAAUAGCUUAGUUUAGGCAUCAGUUAGUCAUCAGCUCCUGGUUACUGCAUUAGUACCCAUGAGUCCUUAGCUGCACUAACACCUAGCACCUAGCAUUCUGUUCAUGCCUCCACUGUCAAUCAGUCAUCCUCAGAUUCAAAGUGUUGGCCUCUGUGGGCUAGAGAGAUGGCUCUGUGGUUAAAAGCUUGCUGCUCUUGGAGUUAACCUGUGUUCGAUUCCUGGCACUCAUGUCAAAUGACUCACAGCUACCUGUAACUUCAGCUCCAGGGGAUCCAGUGCUGUCUUGUGGCCUCUGAGGACACCUGUACUUAACUACACACACACACACAAAUAAAGAAGGAAAGAAAGAAAGCACUGGCAUCAUCAGCCAAUACUUACUCCAGUGUCUCGCACAGCAAACAUCACUCCUGUCAGUCUCACUCUCUGGAGGAGGGAAUGGGGUUAGGGCUCCAUUUUAUGAAUUCCAGCAUGCUAGAGAAUGUGGAGUCCUAGCAGCUACUGUCUGUAACCUCUGGCUUUGAGGUUGCCAAAGAUAUUCCAGUGGUCCACAGAGAAGUAGGGAAGUGGAGAGCCAGAAGGAGAUAGAUUGAGAACUAGAUCUCAAAUUGCACAUGGCCCUUUUGCCUACUUCCUCUUGGCAAGAAUCCAGUCAAAGAGAUCAGCCAGUUUCACGGGGCUGGGUUACUGCUCCAGCAACAGUGCCGCACAGGAGGGGGAGACCCCAGGCCUACCACAUAACCAUUCUUAAUUUUCUAAGUCUUGUUCAUCAAUGUCUUUAGUUAUCUUGUAAAUACCUAAAGGAUCUGCUGACACUGCUUAACCAACACCUUCUGAGUGACAGCCAGGUACCAAAUGUCUAAAUCUGUGAGAACUGCUGAGUGUGGUCUGAAAUAGCUGUAUAAUCAGAGUCCUUUGGUGUCUGCCAAACUGGACUACCCGCCCUCCCCUCUGGCUUAGACCCCAUUCUCCGUCCCACAGAGAUGUGUGACAUAGACGUUCUUUGUGCUGAUCUUGGCACCAGGGGUUUGCUCUUUGGUCCCCAGUCCUCCCACUUUCUGUCUUUCAUGAGACCCAUAUAUUGGUUUGUGGAGAUAAUAAUGUGGAGUGCUAGGACUUUUGAAAGGUAUGGAGACACCCUUCAGGAAAACUGGGAAAUCUUUCAUAUUUCUACUUCAGAAGGGGUGUGACUGUUUCUGCAAGGUAGAAGUGGUUCACUUCUUUGAAUGCCUCUCUAUGUGUUCUAGUCCUCAUUGCACUCCAACACAUACAUGUGGCAUUACACACUCAUAUAUAUACACAGCACCACCUACACAUUGUAUAUUCCAAACUACAUAUGAACACACCAUAUACAUCUAAUCAUACUUGUCUCCUAUAAACACACAGCCCUCCACACCAGACACACACACACACACACACACACACACACACACACACACACACACACACACACACACACACACAGAGAGAGAGAGAGAGAGAGAGAGAGAGAGCGCAUACCACAUACAUUCCCCCAAUCCCCCUUCCCAUAUAGCACACCACACACAGAUCACAUAUAUGACACAUAGCAACUUUUCUUUGGGGAAAGUAUAUGGUGAUUGGGUUUUGUUUCUCAAAGAAAUGCACCUCCCACCAUGUUCUUGGUGUGGGAGGGCAGUUAAAUCUUGAGAAUUAAUAGAGUCACAGCUGUGAGGUAAGUGCCCAGUCCAGGGCCUGAGGGAUGAUGGAACAGACUGCUCCCUGUAUCCCUAUGUGUUCAGAUAGAACAGUACUCCUGCAGUGUUUGUAUACAAGUGCUCCCAUCAUCUGAGAGUGGCUGGACCUGACCCUCACCUCUAAGAGUAGUUAGUUCUGUCUAUAGGCUCAGACCCUGAGUGUCUGAAGGUGACCUGGAUACUACUAAAACUCUCUCCCUUGGAUAGAGAAUUAAGAUGCUAAUGAGACCUGUAAUGCAUGAAGUUGUUUGUACAAUGACAUGCACAGAUCAUGCACAGAUACAGCAUCUGAGGAGAAGCCCAUACUAUACCUAUGAGCCAAAAGGGACAUGUUCUAUUACAUGAGAACCCAACUGUUCAGUGGGGUUGUUUGAGCUACUAACUCUAUUGUGGAAUAUUAUUUUAAGGUGUGUUACAUUUGUUUAUUCUGUGGAACAUUUGUUUAAUGAUGCAAAGAUGUGUUGCAUUCUUUUAUGUUGCAUUUGUUUAAUUCUGUGCCUGUCUAAAACACCUGAUGGUGUAAUAAAGAGCUAAAUGACA
Peromyscus californicus insignis is the source of this 13081-nucleotide messenger RNA. It is a transcript of the gene Lars2, whose product is annotated as leucyl-tRNA synthetase 2, mitochondrial. NCBI's taxonomy places the organism in Eukaryota, Metazoa, Chordata, Mammalia, Rodentia, Cricetidae. The record is from RefSeq and is a predicted model, not a curated record. Gene Ontology annotation, molecular function: ATP binding; leucine-tRNA ligase activity; aminoacyl-tRNA deacylase activity. Gene Ontology annotation, cellular component: mitochondrion. The transcript has 23 exons. Gene Ontology annotation, biological process: leucyl-tRNA aminoacylation; mitochondrial translation. The coding region runs from base 2829 to 5540 and encodes 903 amino acids.